Zymoseptoria tritici IPO323 is the source of this 2283-nucleotide messenger RNA. RefSeq names its product T-type voltage-gated Ca2+ channel, alpha1I subunit. NCBI's taxonomy places the organism in Eukaryota, Fungi, Ascomycota, Dothideomycetes, Mycosphaerellales, Mycosphaerellaceae. The transcript has 6 exons. The record is from RefSeq and is a predicted model, not a curated record. The coding region runs from base 1 to 2283 and encodes 760 amino acids.
AUGGAUCAUCAAGGUAGUAUUGGUGGGGUCAUUACGACGAGUGCUCCCCUCCACUUCGACGCUUCUCUCCAUCCACAAAACAUCCUCUCUCAAUACCGAUCCGACACUCGAAUCAGCAUCUCCUUCGAAAUGAAGCUCCUUCUCAUCGCCUACGCUCUGGGCUUGGCUCAUGCAGCCGCCAUUGCCGGAACCACGCCAAACAACGGAGCUGGAUUAUCUCCAAACAACGAAGAUGGUCUGGAAGUCAGGGACAACGAAGUUGUGUGCCGCACACGAGAGGGCAUGGAACUGCCUCCGCCGCAAAGCCAGACACGUGGACUGCCCUGCCACCAUGACACAUUGCGACGCCGACUGCUGUGCGAUCUGCCCGGCCAGAGACGCCAAUUUCGCCUAUGGAGUUGGGUGCUAGAGGGUACAAAGGCAAUGAACACCAUGGUCCUCAUCCAUCAUUCCUCAGCACUUCCAGCACCUGGGUCCAAGCCAUUCAACCCACCUCGAGGUCCAGACAUGCCUUCUGACCGCCACCUCGCGAAGCAGCAGCGCAAAGAAGAGCGCCGCCGGGUAGCUGAACGCGAGAUGCGCCGUGAACCUGAGGAAGAUCGAGCGAGUGUAGCUCCAUUCCCUGAGCUGGAGCGCGCGAUUGAGAACCAAGAGUACCACUUCCCUCCUCAUGAGCCGAUUGCAGAUGAGGCGCGCAGUGCGCAUCCAGAUUUGAAUGGUGGAACUGCGAAGUGGGCUGCUACAUCGCGUGCGCCAUCAUCGCGCCAGGAGAUCGAGUCGAGCAUCCACUCCACCGGUGAUCAUCGUGAGAUUCGACGUCAGCCACGCCGUCGUGCGUACCGUCAAGAGUAUCUCCAAGGGCGUACGGUCCAAGUUCCAGGUACUCAGCGACCUCAGGAGUAUCUGCACCACAUUCACCACGGUCUCCUCAAAGGCCCAACGCCAACUCCCAGUCUCAACUAUGCUCCUCAUCACCGGGUUCCACGCUCUACUUACGGUGCGGGUCGAGAGCAGUACGGCGAUCCCUACGGUACUCAACACAAGCGCGCACAUCAAUAUUCUACCGCCUCACGCGAUCACCCGAGCAGUCGCGACCCAUUCUUCGAGCGCCACAAUGGCGACACUGCUGACCAGCGAGGUGGACUUCAAGGCUACACUUUCCAGCCCGACUCCCAAGUAUCCAAUCGUCCCUCGCUCGAUCGCUCACACAGCCGCAAACCCUACUUUCGGCGCCACGAUCGUGGCUCUCCUCACCAUGGCGGCUCCUUCGAUGGGCAUCAGCAUUUCGCCUUCGUGCGCUCAGACAGCCGCGAGUCGCAUCGUCGGAGCCAGGAUCGCAAAUCUCCACACCACUCAAGCGUGCUUAGUGAUGUCACUCGUCAAGAUGCUUCUCCAUCAUACGGUGCCUUCGGCACCACUCAGUCCGGUAGCCUCGAGUCCUACCGUCGACGCCAUGAGCUCCGCUUUCCCUACGGCAAUGGAUCUCUCGAUCCGGAUCGAAACAAUCACCGUUCGAUCAAAUCACAACGCCCAUCGUCUGAGGACCUCAACACCACGCUUGAUCGUCUGCAGAUUGGUGCUCCCUCUUCACGCCAGCCGUCCGUGGUCUGGAACCCCGACCGUCCUUUCCCAAGUGCUGCACCGACUCACAACGAUCACAACCGCCAAGUGAACGGACCCAAGGGCAGCCGCGCUCACUAUGCGCAUGUAUCUCUUGAGCCAUUCGACCGCUAUUCCAACCUCUCCCUCGCUCAGCAGAACGGAGAUCACCAUGGACAGCUGCAUCGCAGUGCUGAUACUCUUCAUCCACUGCCAGCUCUACGCGGCCACAGCUCUUACGACCAGUCGUACCUCACCGACUUCGAUCGUCCACGCCGUGGACCCGCGAAUGUGUCAGAGAACAUGCAUGAGAAGAACCGUCAGGGCUGUAUCCAGGGCACUGGCGAGUACGAUGCCAUGUGGUACACUGGGUUCUCUGUGGACCAUCAUGACUCCCGCGACUCUUCCAUCAAUCCAUCUCAAUCUGAACUCCAAUCCAUCAUGCGCCGCUCUCGGGAACUAGACGCCCACCUCCUCGGUGCGACUGUGCGUAGCAACUCCGACGGGGACUCGGAUCUUGGUUCAGGAAGUACGGUGACCCUGGAUGGAGAUGAGGGCAGCUCGAUCAUGGCAGACGACUACGAGAAUGUCUUCGCAGAAGAGAAUGCGCGUAGUAGGAAUGACUACACUGGACGUGGGCGUGGGAACUCGUGGUCUGAGGCAAAGGGUAGGUUUGGACUUUGA